AUGUCUUACUUUACCGGCGGAAAGCACGUUGACGUCUCGGAGUCGGGUGCGAGUGGUUUUGGGGCGGGCCAGAAGCUACGUCUCAAAAAGCAUUUUACCCUUAAAGAUCUCCAACUGAGCACGGCGACCAAAGCAGCCGCUGAAAGUUUCCUUGCCGACUUCCCCAACGGCGAGUUUUACUCCACGGAGACUGACUCGGGGGGAAACAACCUGUGCGGCCUCUAUGCUAUUAAAAAUAGCAUGUUGGAUAUUGCGAGACAGAACCCCCAGAUGCGCCUCCUGCCUGUGCCCACAAUUCCCGGGCUUUGGAAAGCGUUCCAGGUUUAUGUCAUCCCGCAUCUCAAACAACAGUAUCAGGAAAUGGGCCUCCCGGACCUCGAAAUCCCCACCAACAACUUCUCUGGGGAUGUACUGAGGCUCAUCUUCAAAGCGUGGGCGAUGGGUUUCGAGGGCCUGCUCAGAAACCACUGGGGAGGAGUGGACCUGGGCCUUGUUGCCCCCGUUAAGAUGGACGCCAAAAACCCGGAACUGCAGCCUCUACGCCCCCAAAUAGAGUUUUCCGGGCCGACCCCGUCGGGACUCCCCAUCCUCUGUCCCUAUAUUCUCAACAGGGGCUUGCGGCACUGGGAAGGGAUCGCUCACGUCCCGCGGAAGAGUCAGAAACAAUCGUUGCCGCGGUUUGAUCACCAGCCG
This is a messenger RNA of Neurospora tetraspora, 693 nucleotides long. RefSeq lists its product as uncharacterized. The transcript has a single exon. The annotation marks the transcript as partial. The record is from RefSeq and is a predicted model, not a curated record. Lineage: Eukaryota; Fungi; Ascomycota; Sordariomycetes; Sordariales; Sordariaceae.